Molecule: messenger RNA, 201 nt
Organism: Leptosia nina
Lineage: Eukaryota; Metazoa; Arthropoda; Insecta; Lepidoptera; Pieridae
Source: the annotation of a GenBank genome assembly
AUGAGGACAAUCCAUCAUAUGACGAAUAUCGAAAGCCAAAAGAGGUUAAAUAACGUGGCGCGCGAGGGAGCUGCGCGCAACGAUGCGGAACGCGAGCGUCGCGCGCGCGGCGACUGGGAGGCUCGCGCACGCGCCGCUGAGGCUGAUGUCGCGCGGCUGGCUGGCAAGUUGCACGCUGCCCAGCGAGAGAUUGUCAGGUAA